This is a messenger RNA of Daucus carota subsp. sativus, 1362 nucleotides long. RefSeq names its product probable aldo-keto reductase 2. Gene Ontology annotation, cellular component: cytoplasm. NCBI's taxonomy places the organism in Eukaryota, Viridiplantae, Streptophyta, Magnoliopsida, Apiales, Apiaceae. The coding region runs from base 129 to 1154 and encodes 341 amino acids. The record is from RefSeq and is a predicted model, not a curated record. The transcript is spliced from 5 exons.
CUAUAAAUAACAUAGAUCUCCAGACUCAUGCUUAAAAUCAUCUCUACUAGACUCUCUCUUUUGUCAAGGAAAAUCUCGGCUCAACUCUCUGAUACACAUAAAUAAUUCCAAAUUAUACUAGCCUUACAAUGGGUGAUGCAGUCCCCAGAAUGAAGUUGGGUUCACAAGGUCUUGAAGUUUCAGCUCAGGGUCUUGGCUGCAUGGGAAUGUCCUACUUCUACGGUCAGACCAAGCCUGAUUCCGACAUGAUUCGACUCAUCCACCAUGCUGUCCAAAGCGGUGUCACUCUUCUCGACACUUCAGAUUUUUAUGGACCUCACACCAACGAAAUCCUCAUUUCUAAGGCUUUAAAGGACGGUGUUAGGGACAAAGUUCAGCUGGCUACCAAGUUUGGGAUCAGGAUGGAUGGAGAAAUCAGAGUAGUGCAAGGCGAUCCAGAAUACGUGCGGGCGUGUUGUGAGGCUAGCUUGAAGAGGCUUGAGAUUGAUUUUAUCGAUUUGUACUAUCAGCACCGUAUUGACACUCAAGUGCCAAUUGAAGUUACGAUGGGAGAACUGAAAAAACUGGUUGAAGAAGGUAAGAUCAAGUAUGUAGGGCUUUCUGAGGCCUCUGCAUCUACAAUCAGAAGAGCUCAUGCUGUUCAUCCCAUCACUGCCGUGCAGCUGGAGUGGUCUUUGUGGUCGAGGGGCGUGGAGGAAGAUAUAAUUCCUACUUGCAGAGAACUAGGCAUUGGGAUUGUUGCAUAUAGUCCUCUGGGACGGGGAUUCUUGUCUGGAGGUUCAAAUUUGGUUGACAGCUUAGCAAAAGAUGACUACAGAAAGGCUCUACCAAGGUUCCAGAAGGAAAAUAUAGAGCGUAAUAAAAUCUUAUCUGAUCGAGUUAAUGCGAUUGCAUCAAAUAAAGGGUGUACUCCAUCACAACUAGCACUGGCUUGGGUCCAUCAUCAGGGAUCGGAUGUGUGUCCUAUUCCCGGAACCACCAAAAUUGAAAAUUUUGACCAAAAUAUUGGAGCUUUAAAGAUAAAAUUAACAACUCACGAAAUGGCGGAACUUGAAUCCAUUGCUAAUUCUGUCCAGGGUGAAAGAUACCCAACCGGAGCAGCCUCUUAUCUGAACUCGGAUACUCCACCCUUUUCAUCGUGGAAAGCUGAAUGAAUACUGAAUAUGUUGUGGUUUUCGCCCUGGCGCUAUUUCCUUCUUCUUUCAUAGAGAGGUUGGUUGCUAUGUAAUUGUGUUUCAAGUAUUUUCUUAAUAUGCGGUUUGUCUUGUGAUGUAUGAGAAUAAUGUUCCUGAUAUUGACUUGAGAACUUCAGUUGUUAAGUUAUCAAAAAUCGAAACCAGGACCGGAUGAUUCGAUCAUGCU